UCCUUGCCCACAGCGGAGGAAGCCAUAGAUCCGCUCAAAAGGAAACAAGGUCCAGAGUUUUUGCUGAACCAGAGUAAAGAAACUCCUACUCAAGACGUCUUCAGUCUCCAAGACCCUCAUGAAGAUCCUGAGAUUCGCCCUGAAGUUAGUACCCUUGUCACCAAGUCUGAAAGGAGGUCUGGCUUGUGCUGUCAUCGCUUUGAACGCUUCUCCAGAUGGUCAAGGCUCGGUCACACCAUUGCAAGACAUCACUCAGACCGAAGCUAAAAGCAGCCAAUGAGAAGAGUAACUGGCAGAAGCAGAACUUCCGGAAGCCGGCCGCCCAUCUGAUCGGGAAGAGUCCAUCACUGAAUAAUACCCUGAAAUGGAGGUCCGAGGCCGAAGUGGCAUUUACCCGGAAAAUUAAGCACCCUACCAGUACAACCCUAGUGAUCCCCAGACAAGGCCUUUACUAUGUUUACUGCCAAGUCGGAUUUGAAGGGUCGGACAAUAUAACAUUGCUCAGCCAGGUCACCACCUUUCAUGACUCUCUCAAUGCAAAUGUUACGCUGAUCCUUGGCACAGAAAGUAUCUCGGGUCCACCUUUACCUCAAAAGACAUGGCAUGCCAGCCUUACCCUGGGAGGGUUGGCAAAUCUCCAGAAAGGUCAAAGGCUGUACGUUCAUGUUAGCCAUCCAGAACUUGUAGAUUAUACAGAGGGAAAGACGUUUUUUGGGAUAGUCAUGGUAUCUUGAUGAGGUGGAGAUGGGUCAAUUGCUCAUUAGGUCAAGGUUUGGGCAAAAAUGUGGAAGUUCUCUCUGAACUGGGCCUUCAGGCUCCUCACAUAUGAAAAGCCUGUUUAUGGUGCCUACCUUCCAUAGACCAUUGAUAUAAAAACUGUGCUAGCAAAGCUUUAUAUGGGUUGGGGCUCAGUUUGACAACAAGGCUGGGCCAACAUGGCUUGGCAAUUUUACAAAAGUAGGUUAUAGGGGUGCAAACACCUAUGUUCAAAAUAUUAAAUGUGGUCCCCUUAUGUGUUAGAAAGACCUUUGGCCCUCUCAUUUUCCAGGGCUCAGGUGCAACGACUACCUCUACGACCCUUAUAUCUUUGCCCCUGUCUAUGAGAAGGGUCGGACAGGGAUUCCUUGGGGUACCAGUGGAAAUUAUUCUCAGGGCCCAAACCUCAUAUAAUCAAAACAGUCUCAUAGCUUUUGUUUCAAAUAAAUAAACCUUAUUGUCAA
Molecule: messenger RNA, 1220 nt
Organism: Bufo gargarizans (Asiatic toad)
Lineage: Eukaryota; Metazoa; Chordata; Amphibia; Anura; Bufonidae
Gene: LTB
Product: lymphotoxin beta
Exons: 4
Coding region: 216-734 (172 amino acids)
Biological process (GO): immune response
Cellular component (GO): membrane
Molecular function (GO): CD40 receptor binding; tumor necrosis factor receptor binding
Source: RefSeq, a predicted model, not a curated record